Molecule: messenger RNA, 1076 nt
Organism: Heterocephalus glaber (naked mole-rat)
Lineage: Eukaryota; Metazoa; Chordata; Mammalia; Rodentia; Bathyergidae
Product: HLA class II histocompatibility antigen, DP beta 1 chain
Biological process (GO): antigen processing and presentation; immune response
Cellular component (GO): MHC class II protein complex; membrane
Source: RefSeq, a predicted model, not a curated record
UUAGUGAGUCUCUCACUCCCUGGCGGCUACUUUCUCCAUCUCACCAAGAUGGCUCUGCAGGUCCCUGAGGCCCCAGGGACAGCAGCUCUGACAGUGGCACUGCUGGUGCUGCUCAACCCCAUGGCCCAAGGCAGGAUCACUCCAGAGAAUUACGUGUUCCAGGCGCGGCAGGACUGCUACGCGCGCAACUGGACGCAGCGCUUCGUGGAGAGAUACAUCUACAACCGCGAGGAGUUCGCGCGCUUCGACAGCGAGGUGGGCGAGUACCGCGCCGUGACCGAGCUGGGGCGGCCGGACGCCGAGUACUGGAACAGCCAGAAGGAGCUCCUGGAGCAGAAGCGCGCCGCGGUGGACACCGUGUGCAGACACAACUACGAGGGGGACGAAGGCUUCACCAUGAAGCGCCGAGUGCAGCCUAAAGUGCACGUGUCGCCCUCCAAGAAGGAGGCCCUGCAGCACCGUGACCUGCUCAUCUGCCAAGUGACAGAUUUCUACCCAGGCAGCAUUGAGGUCCGGUGGUUCCUGAAUGGACAGGAGCAAACAGCUGGGGUCGUGUCCACCAACCUGAUGCGUAACGGGGACUGGACCUUCCAGAUCCUAGUGAUGCUGGAGAUGACCCCCCAGCAGGGAGACGUCUACACCUGCCACGUGGAGCACCCCAGCCUGGACGGCCCUGUCACUGUGGAGUGGAAGGCUCAAUCUGAUUCUGCCCGGAACAAGAAGCUGACUGGAAUCGGGGGCUUCCUGCUUGGGCUCAUCUUCCUUGCAGUGGGCAUCUUUAUGCACAUAAGGAGCAAGAAAGGCCAGCGAGGAUCUCGAUAAACAGGGCUCCUGACCCGAACAUGAUGACUAUAUGAGCCUUGGAACAAGGCUUUCUGUUUCUUUAGUCCCAGAGGCUGGUUCUAGACUCGGCUGACCCCCAGCUGCCCAAGGGGAUGUGGCUGCCAAGUAAUUGCUCUGAACCCAGAAUUUCUGUAGUUCUGCUCUUUGAUUCAGUGUGCUUCUCUCAUCAACCACAUUCCCUUCUCCUCUGCAUCAGUAAUAAAAUCAAAUGUCAUUAUUUUCUUUUAAACAUA